CUUUUAGCCAUGGAUUACCCUAAAACAGCAGUUCCUACUAACAUCUUCACUGAACGCGGGUCCAAUAUCGUCGUCAUCAAUCCAGGUUCCGCAAAUAUUAGAAUAGGAUUGGCUCAACAUGACACUCCAUUCAAUAUACCUCAUUGCAUUUCCCGUCGCACUAGUCAGUUACAGAAACGAAAUGCUCAAGAUCAAAUGCUGAAUUCUCAGGUUACAACUGCACAGCAUAUGGAACGGGAAAGAGCGUAUGACAUUGUUGCGUCGCUAUUGAGAAUUCCAUUUUUGGAUGAGGAGGUAGCUAACAAUUCUUAUCCACGCAAGAUGGGGCGUGUAGACGCAUAUCCUCCGCAAAAUAACAUGAAAGAGCCCGUGUUCACUUGGACUGAUGUUUUCGAGAAAAGUGUCCCUCAUUCUUCAACAACAGAAGAAGAUGUACCCAACGAGGGCGAUACCAGCGAGUCGCCCACUCUGAAGGAAAGCAAGAUUAAGGUUGAACCUAAUUCCAGUGAACGUAAAUAUAGAGAGUACAUAUGUGGAGAGGAAGCUUUAAGAAUACCCCCAACUGAACCAUAUUGCUUGCGGCGUCCUAUACGCCGAGGUCAUCUGAAUGUAUCUCAAUAUUACCCGACGCAGCAGGUUCUCGAAGACCUGCAUACUAUAUGGGAGUGGAUUUUGGUUGAGAAAUUGCAUAUUCCUCAUCAUGAGAGAAACAUGUAUUCUGCAAUCCUUGUUAUUCCAGAGACAUUUGACAAUCGUGAAAUCAAGGAAAUGCUAUCUAUUGUGUUGCGUGACUUACGCUUUGGUUCAGCAGUAGUCCACCAGGAAGGUCUUGCUGCAGUUUUUGGAAAUGGUUUAUCAACAGCAUGCAUUGUCAACAUAGGAGCUCAAGUGACAUCUGUUAUCUGUGUUGAGGAUGGAGUGGUUCUACCCACAACACAGAUAUCUUUACGGUUUGGUGGAGAGGAUAUAUCAAGAUGCCUUCUCUGGACUCAGAGGCAUCAUCAAACAUGGCCACCUAUUCGGACUGAUGCCCUGUCAAAGCCUGUAGAUUUGCUGCUGCUUAACAGACUUAAGGAGUCCUACUGUCAGAUCAAAGAGGGGGAAGUAGAAGCUGUUGCUAUGAUACAUUCAUAUGAAGAUGGAAUGCAACCUGGAUCUCAUAAGACUAGGCUGACUGCUCUUAAUGUUCCCCCAAUGGGUUUAUUUUACCCAAUGCUUUUGGUUCCAGAUGUCUAUCCUCCGCCACCCCGCUCUUGGUUUAACGAUUAUGAUGAUAUGCUUGAGGACACAUGGCACAUGGACUUCCCUGGUGGUGGUGCAUAUCCGAUGUGGGAGAGCUACCCAGUUUUCCAAACAAAGCCAAAGAAAGAAGAUAUUAUUGGACUUGCUGAAGCUAUUACAAAGAGCAUUCUUUUGACAGGGCGUAUUGAGCUACAGAGAAAGUUGUUUUGCAGCAUGCAACUGAUUGGUGGAGCUGCAUUGAUUUAUGGUCUCAUUCCUGCUGUGGAGGAAAGAGUUUUACAUGCAAUCCCUUCACAUGAAGCAAUUGACACUGUGGAGGUCUUGCAAUCGAGAACAAAUCCAGCAUUUGUGUCGUGGAAAGGCGGAGCAAUCCUCGGAAUUCUUGAUAUUAGUAGGGAGGCCUGGAUUCAUCGUGAGGACUGGAUUAAAAAUGGAAUUCACAUUGGCAGUGGGAGAAAGCACAAGGAUUCAUGUUAUCUUCAAGCACAGGCAAUGUGCUAUCUGAAUUCAUAAGAGCUUUCUGCAGGGUUAUGAGAUUUGAUAAAGAUCGAAACUGGAGCUUGCUAGCUUAUCUUGAAGACAAAAGAACUGUAGGCCUCCCUCUGGACUCAUGUGGUAGCCCUUGUGAACGACGAUUCGAUAAUCCUGAAACCUGAAAAAUUAUUCAAGAAUUAUCACUGAGCAAGGCCAAUCUGAAGUACAUCCUAAUUUCUAGGAAACUUAAGUCACAGUAUAGGGUUAACUAAUCUUGGUAUUCUAACUUAUUUAAGACUAUUUUAUUCUCAACUUUGUGGAAUUUUCAUAGAAUUGGUUUGCUAGCUGACCCUCGAUGUGAAUAAUUAACUUGGGGGGAAUUUAAUUAGUCAAAUAAAAAUAUGAUUAUCGUGUUAUAUUCAAAAUUAAA
This is a messenger RNA of Solanum verrucosum, 2146 nucleotides long. Its product is annotated as actin-related protein 9. The record is from RefSeq and is a predicted model, not a curated record. The transcript is spliced from 21 exons. Gene Ontology annotation, biological process: double-strand break repair; regulation of DNA-templated transcription. Lineage: Eukaryota; Viridiplantae; Streptophyta; Magnoliopsida; Solanales; Solanaceae. The coding region runs from base 10 to 1755 and encodes 581 amino acids. Gene Ontology annotation, cellular component: Ino80 complex.